Messenger RNA from Pieris macdunnoughi, 546 nucleotides. NCBI's taxonomy places the organism in Eukaryota, Metazoa, Arthropoda, Insecta, Lepidoptera, Pieridae. The record is from the annotation of a GenBank genome assembly.
AUGGAAGUAAAAGAUGCGUCAAAUAAAAACCCUCUUAUAAAAAUUAAAAAUCUAUUGUCCUGCAACACCACGGAAGAUAUCACCCGGGCCAUCAGGAACCAAAAUAAAAACGCGACUGCACACCUGGAGGAACAGGACCUGACCAUAGUGGAAAAGUAUAGAAGGAAAGCAAGAAACCCUCUGGAGAGCCACGUGGUCCUGCAGGUCGCGCCAAAACUUUGGCAAUCAUUAACAUCGGCUGGUAGGAUACACGUGGACCUGCAGCGGGUUUGGGUAGAGGACCAAUCCCCUCUGGUCCAGUGCACUAUGUGUCUGGGGUACGGACAUACCCGCAGACAUUGUAAAAAGGAGACCGAGGUGUGCAGUCAUUGCGGAGGAGCCCAUUUGAGGGCAGAUUGCCAGAUCCAAAAGGAAGGUAAACCUCCCAGCUGCGUUAACUGUAUAGGAAUAAAAGGAAGAGACGCGGAGCACGGAGCCUUCAGUCAGAGCUGUCCAACCCGGCAGGGGUGGGACAAGGCGGCGAGGCUAAGCUACGCGUAUUGUUAA